Messenger RNA from Coregonus clupeaformis (lake whitefish), 3761 nucleotides. Its product is annotated as insulin receptor substrate 2-like. The transcript has 2 exons. Gene Ontology annotation, cellular component: cytosol; plasma membrane. Gene Ontology annotation, biological process: insulin receptor signaling pathway. Bases 249 to 3542 code for a protein of 1097 amino acids. Gene Ontology annotation, molecular function: insulin receptor binding; phosphatidylinositol 3-kinase binding. Lineage: Eukaryota; Metazoa; Chordata; Actinopteri; Salmoniformes; Salmonidae. The record is from RefSeq and is a predicted model, not a curated record.
UAUGUAACCAAAGCUGGAUGUGUAGAACGUCACAUGUUGUUUCUCUCUUCACUUCGGUAACUUAGCGAUAUGGGUUAUUUACUGUUAAACCGCUACAUACGCCGGACGCACAACCGGCGCCUGGAGUGAAACAGAGCCUUCGAGAGAUACGGCCUAUAGGCUACAGAGUUUAUCUCUCCAGCCUUCGAUAAGUGAGAAUAUAACAACAGGUUAAGGAAAGUGAGAGUUGUUUUAUAAAGGACGAUAGAAUGGCAAAUCCCCCAAAUACUGGAGGAGGACACUUGUUAUCCAACGCGAAUAUUAACAACAACAAGAUUAAGAAAUGUGGAUACCUCAAGAAGCAGAAGCACGGACACAAGCGCUUUUUCGUUCUGAAGGAGCCGAGCGAGGGCUUCCCUGCCCGGCUGGAGUACUACGAGAGCGAGAAGAAAUGGAAAAACAAGUCGGCGGCAAAGAGGGUUAUUCCUCUGGACUGCUGCCUCAAUAUCAACAAGAGAGCGGACUCCAAACACAAACACCUUAUUGCCCUCUAUACCAAGGACGAGUAUUUUGCUGUGGCGGCAGAGAAUGAACAGGAGCAGGAGAAUUGGUACGGAGUCUUAACUGAUUUAAUGAGCGAGGGGAAAGUGUACUCAGACGGCUCCGCAUCCAAUUCCGCGUCCUCGCUGGUGGGGUUUGAUGAGGCGAACUACGGGAUGAUUACGCCGGUAACGGCUGUGUAUAAGGAGGUAUGGCAAGUUAACCUAAAAUCCAAAGGGCUGGGACAGAGCCGGAAUCUUACCGGGGUGUACAGGCUGUGCUUAUCUAGUCGGACUAUCAGCUUCGUAAAGCUCAACUCGGAUGUGGCGUCCGUCAGUUUACAGCUGAUGAACAUUCGGAGAUGCGGGCACUCAGAGAGCUUUUUCUUCAUCGAGCUCGGCCGGUCAGCAGCCACGGGACCCGGCGAGCUGUGGAUGCAGGCUGACGACUCUGUUGUGGCGCAAAACAUCCAUGAGACUAUCCUGGAGGCGAUGAAAGCCAUGAAGGAGCUGUCAGAGUUCCGGCCGCGCAGCAAGAGCCAGUCAUCGGGCACUAACCCCAUCUCCGUGCCCACCCGGCGGCACCACAACAACCUCCCCCCAAGCCAGACCGGGCUCCAGCGACGGUCGCGCACUGACAGCAUGGCCAAGACGUCCCCCAUGAGUAAAUUCACCUCCUGUCGGAUACGCACUGCCAGCGAGGGAGACGGCACCAUGGCGCGCCCCUUGCCUGUGAACGGGAGUCCCCUCAGCCCCAGUAUUCACCGGACCCUAUUAGGGAGAUCAAACACCAUCACAGCCCAGCCCUGCCAGACAUUUGAAUCCUCCUCCCUCCAGCACAGUAAGUCCAUGUCCAUGCCUCUGUCCCACUCCCCACCCACAGCCACCCCCAGCCCUGUCAGUCUGUCCUCUUGCUCUGAAAGCAGUGCUCCUCGCCCCUCCAGCUGCAAUGCCUCUGUCUCUGGCUCCCCCAGUGAUGGCGGCUUCAUCUCCUGUGAUGAGUAUGGCUCUAGUCCUGCAGCCCUGUACCUCACUCGCCGCAGCAACACCCCAGAGUCUCUAAGGGCAGACACACCCCCCUCCCGGGAUGGCAGCAACCUGCAUGGCUACAUGGUGAUGGAGAGGCAGAACCAGAAUGGUUUCUGCCGGUUACCAGAGCUGGACAAGGCAUACCGGAAACGCACAUACUCCCUUAACACCCCGCCCCAGCACAGGGCGCCGCCCCAGGUCUCCUCCACCUCAUUGGACGAAUACACGCUUAUGAGGGCCACCUAUACCAGUGGCGGCCAAUCGGGUCGCAGCUCUCACACCGCCUCCCCGAAGGUUACCUAUCCCAAGGACUAUGGCGAUGUCCAGAUAGGCUCCAACGGUCACCUAGGUGACUGUGGCUACAUGCCCAUGACUCCGGGCGUUGCCCCUCAGACAGGGUGGGUCAAAGGUGAUGCUUACAUGCCCAUGAGCCCCAUGUGUGUGUCGGCCCCCAAGCAGAUCAUCAACCCCCGCUCUCACCCCUCUCCAGCUGGGCUGGGCUCCCAUACCGACUCCCCUGGAAGCAUGUCUCUGGAGGACAGUGGCUACAUGAGGAUGUUCUGCGGGGCCAAGAUGUCUGUGGACAGCUCAGACGGGAAACUCACCAUGUCCCCUGUGGACCCCCUGGUCUCCUUCACCCCACCAGACUACAUCCUCACAGACACUACCCCCCAGCUUCACCCUCACCACAGACAGCCUUACUCCAACAGUUCCCUGCCCCGCUCUCUCAAAGCCCAGCCCCAGAGGAACAGGGUUACAGACACAGACCAAUACGUGGUGAUGAGUCUACAGAAGCAGAGGAUAGAGGAGGAGUCCAACUACUGCCCCAUCUCACCUGUCUGCACCGGAACGCCCCCCACCUCCACCCUCAGAGCUGGCAGGGUCACUCAGGAGGGGGGUCUGGUCCACAGGGGGAGGGUGAGUCGGCCUACCCGGCUGGCCCUGGACUCUCUGAGGACGCUGCCCUGUAUGAGCGAACACCCCCUGCCCUCUGAGCCCAGGAGUCCCGGGGAGUACAUCAACAUCGACUUUGGCAACACUACACGCUACCCGCCCGAGAGCUCUGGUUCAUCACUGGGCUCGGUGGACGGGCCGAUGAGGAGUUCCCCGCCACUCUCCGAUUACGUCAACAUUGACGUCAGCUCGCACUCUCCCAAACACAGGGAUUCCCCUUCUUCAAUAGGGCACCUGGAGCCGAGUCCUGCGCUCCCUGUGUGUCCCAGCCAGCCUCACAGAGAAGAGAAGAGGGAGCGAGAGGAACAGGAGAAGAUCAUCAUAGUGGAAUAUCCUCUCCAAAAGCAUGCGAGCCCUGUAUACCCGGUUGGCGCUGUAAAAGACGACUACACUGAGAUGACCUUCAGUCCUACCAACCCCUCUCCCUCUGCCUCUCUCCCUGCCACCCUGUGCCCCUCUGAUACCACCACCACCCCCCUGCCCACCAGCCCCUCUGCCUGUGUCCAGAGACUCACCCUGAUGGGAGAGGGUGCAGUGGGGGUCCCCCCGGUUCCUGUCGAGACCUUCUUCCUGGGGUGUCCGUCCCUCUCCAUCCCCAUCGUCGACCCAGACAGGGGGGCAAAGGUGAUCCGGGCCGACCCCCAGGGGCGCAGGCGCCACAGCUCCGAGACCUUCUCCUCCACCACCAUGGUAACGCCAGUAUGCCCAUCGUUCGCCCCCGAUGCCAACAAGCGUCACAGCUCGGCGUCGGUGGAGAACGUGUCGCGGCCAGUCCGGAGCUCGGAGGGUUCAGAUGAAGAGUAUGGGAACAGCAACAGCCCCAUGUGCCGGGAGACGUCGGCGGGCUACCAGAACGGACUCAACUACAUUGCCUUAAACCUGAUGGAAGGGAGCCUUGGGGGCUGCAGCAGUCUGGGGGGCAGUGAGGGACUGCUGAGGUUCAAGGCAGCGUGCGGAUGCAAGGGGGGCAUGAACGGUUUUAACACCAGCCCUUAUGCCACCAUGGGCUUCAAGGAAACUGCAACAGCAGUGAAAGACUGAACACUGAUGGGACCGCCCCCCUCCUACACCCCAUGUUCCUCGCUCCCUCUCUCUCGCUCUCCUGGCUGUGAAUGAGGGAUCAAGCUGCAGCCUAGUGACGAGGUCGCCACGCAGACAGCUGGACCGUGUGCUGCGGUAGACAACCUUUAACCUCCACCAUCCCCUCCCCAGGGGUCAACGGGACCACCAUCGUCACGGCAAUGUGGACACUCCCCCCCU